CGCAGCGUCCUGGUCGUUCCCCCGCCGACCUCAGUCGAUCCGCCUAGAUGCGACCGCGGCGGGCGCGGGAGGCGCGGCGGAGGAGGCGACGGAGCGGAUGGUGGCAUGGGCGCGCGGGGAGGAGGGCGUGUGGAGCGUGGUGAUCCCCACGCACAACCGCCUGCCCAUCCUCGUUAAGUGCCUGCGCGCGCUGGAGCAGCAGGUGGGCCACACGCAGGCGGGCGUGCGGCGCUAUGAGGUGGUGGUGGUGGACGACGGGUCGACGGACGGCACCGUGCGCACCCUCGCCGCCAUGGGGGUGGGGUCCCUCGAGUGUGGGGGGGAGGGCGCCGCAAGGGAGGCGGGAGAAGCGGCGGCGCAUUCAGGAGGAGCGGCAGCAGCUGUGGCGUUCCCCCAUGUGCGGCUGCUGCAGCAGCAGCACGGCGGCGCAACGGCUGCUCGCAACCAUGGCGUGGGCGCGGCUGCAGGCAGCACGAUGGUGUUCAUCGACUCCGACAUGGUGGCUUCCUAGCAGCGCAUGCGCGUGCUCUCGCCGAGGCAAGCAGCAGGUUCGGGGACGACCGCACCUUCUCGUACGGGCGCGUGGUGAACACAAGCAACUUCCAUGACCCCAUGGCUGAACCCUUCA
Closterium sp. NIES-67 is the source of this 628-nucleotide messenger RNA. NCBI's taxonomy places the organism in Eukaryota, Viridiplantae, Streptophyta, Zygnematophyceae, Desmidiales, Closteriaceae. The record is from the annotation of a GenBank genome assembly.